Molecule: messenger RNA, 933 nt
Organism: Talpa occidentalis (Iberian mole)
Lineage: Eukaryota; Metazoa; Chordata; Mammalia; Eulipotyphla; Talpidae
Product: olfactory receptor 51B2-like
Exons: 1
Biological process (GO): G protein-coupled receptor signaling pathway
Cellular component (GO): membrane
Molecular function (GO): G protein-coupled receptor activity; olfactory receptor activity
Source: RefSeq, a predicted model, not a curated record
AUGUGGUCGAACAUCAGUGCUGCCCCUUUUCUACUUACUGGCUUUCCAGGUCUGGAAAUGUUUCAUCCAUGGAUUUCCAUCUCCUUCUUUGUCAUCUAUGUGUUCAUAGUCCUUGGCAAUGGCACCCUCCUCAUCCUUAUCAGAGAGGACCACUCUCUUCAUGAGCCCAUGUACUACUUUCUGGCCAUAUUGGCAGCCACAGACCUUGGUGUGACUUUGACAACAAUGCCCACUGUGCUUGGUGUCCUGUGGCUGGAUCACAGGGCGAUCAGCCAUGGGGCCUGCUUUUUCCAAGCCUAUCUAAUCCAUUCACUCUCUGUUGUGGAAUCUGGAGUCUUACUUGUCAUGGCUUAUGAUCAUUUUAUCGCCAUCUGCAAUCCCUUGAGAUACACCUCCAUUCUCAACAAUGCUAAGGUGGUGAAAAUAGGUCUAGGGAUUAUAAUGCGAGGAUUUAUACUUAUUGUGCCCACAGUCAUCACCCUUUUUGGAUUCCCCUACUGCAGAUCCCAUGUCCUCUCCCAUGCCUUCUGCCUGCAUCAGGAUGUGAUCAAACUGGCCUGUGCUGAUAUCACUUUUAAUAGACUCUAUCCUGUAGUCCUGGUUUCGAUAAUUGGUUUUUUAGAUUCUAUACUUAUCCUUGUAUCUUAUAUUUUAAUCCUGAAGACUGUCAUGGGAAUUGCUUCUGGUAAGGAGCAGGCUAAGGCUCUAAAUACUUGUGUUUCCCAUAUUAGCUGUGUUCUGGUUUUUUAUGUCACUGCGACUGGGUUAACUCUCAUUCAUUGAUUUGGGAAAUAUGUGCCACAUAUAGUACAUAUUAUUAUGAGCUAUGUCUAUUUCCUUUUCCCCCCAUUUAUGAAUCCAAUAAUCUAUAGUAUUAAAACCAAGCAGAUACAGAAUGGUAUCAAACGUCUUCUCUCUUCCCGUAGAAUUUGA